CACCGGUGUGUGUACAUAGUGCAGGAGAACAAAGCAACGGGAGGAGGGAGAUGGCAAAACCGCGGCAUCAGCGACCCACUGUGCAUCGCCCCCGUAUCUAGGACCGUUUGCUCGUUAACAGGAGUUUCUGUUAUCUACAAGAUGAGCCUGUGUGAUGUUUGUUCAGAUCUGCUUAAAGAUGUGGUAGCCUUGGUGCAAAGAGCUUCUGCUCGUAUUGUGCAGCGAAUACGUGAUUGUAUUGCGUCUUUGACCAGGUGCCCCUGUUUAAAGAAGGACAAAGGGAACCUGGGUAAGGAUCGUGAGCCUGUUCUUCAGAGGCAUGAAAGAGAAGCAGCACAGGAGUUUCUUCAGCACUUGGACACGGAAAGUGACCAGCCUCUCCUUAAUCAGCAGUGCCUCCAUGCCUUGAAGACGCUGUCCAUUUCGGAAAACCCCAAAUUACAACAAUCAGCUGCAAUUUACUACUUGCACAUUAGUCAGCAGGGGAUUACUCAAUUGCCCUCCAAAUUCUUGGAAUGUUACCACGCAUUAUUGCAGUCGCACGACUUAGAAGUACAAAAAAUCACAUCCUUGUCACUUGUUAAUCUGCUCACUGAAGAGAAAGUGACAAAGGAAACAGUAGUGCAGAUGGGGCUUCUAGAGCCCAUCUUAGAGCUGCUUGGGUCUGGAGACCAGACUGUUCAGUGCAACUCCUGUGCGUGUGUGGCUAUGUUGGCAACUUCAGCCUCUAACAGGGAAGCCAUUGUGUAUGCAGGUGGAAUUUUACCACUACUAGUUCUUUGCAAAUCUUAUGAACCACGGGUACAGCAGAAUGCCGUUGGUGCCAUACUGAAUCUCACCAGAUCCGAGACGACCCGAGAAGUCUUGUGUAAAGAAGGAGCCCUCCCGCUGCUCAUGAUUUUACUUCAGUCUCCCGAUUCUGAAAUUCAGUAUUACAGCUGUGCCGCCCUCAGCAACAUUGCCACCUGCCCUGGGCACCACAUGGCCCUGCUGCAGGUUGGGAACUGCUUUCUGCUUAAGACUUUGCUGUCCCUCAUGCUGUCCUCUGUUGAAAAGAUCUGCUGUCAGUCAUGUUGUUGCCUACAAAAUUUGUCUGUGAAUGUGCACACCCAGGAGGACAUGGUAUCCAUGGGUUGUAUUAAACAGCUGGCGGCUCAGCUCCAAAGCUCCAGUAAGGCAGUGUGGGAAUCGGCCGUCACUCUCCUCAGCUCCUUGUCACAGCAUCCCCCCAACAGGGACGAGAUUGUGAAUGAAGGAAUUCUGGAGAUACUUGGAAAAUGGCUGCUGCAAAGUGACGGGAACUGCACGAUCGUCCUCAGCCACAUCUCACUGGUCCUUAAAAACCUAAAUGACAGUAAAUAUCUUCAGGCCCUGAUUAACAGUAAGUGCGUCAACGGAAUAAUCAAGACCCUCACUUUGACUACCUGUACUGAGCAUGCGGAGGAACCCCUGCUUUCUAUGACUAAAUGUUUAAAAGAACUCAUGGAAUUUGAAAUUAUAUCAUUGCAUAUGGGAGAUUUACUGGAAAAUGAUCAGAUACAACGGCUCGUAAGUUUGGCUAUUCAACAGGAGAGUGUGGAGGUGGCCUUUCAUGCUGCGUGUAUCAUCCGCCAAAUGCAAGCACAUGGUCAAGUGAACCAGUUGCUGAAACGUCACACUGCCAACAUUUUAAGAUACCUGCUACAGUUUCUGCGGAGCCAAGAAAUUGGACUACAGCAGCUGGCAAUAAGCACUCUCUGCCAACUGAAAGAAGGCAAGUAAAGAGACAGAGGACCUGGUCCAAUAAUAAUAAU
Molecule: messenger RNA, 1793 nt
Organism: Erpetoichthys calabaricus (reedfish)
Lineage: Eukaryota; Metazoa; Chordata; Cladistia; Polypteriformes; Polypteridae
Exons: 14
Coding region: 142-1761 (539 amino acids)
Biological process (GO): nucleus-vacuole junction assembly
Molecular function (GO): protein-membrane adaptor activity; protein binding
Source: RefSeq, a predicted model, not a curated record